Aspergillus mulundensis is the source of this 2385-nucleotide messenger RNA. Its product is annotated as transcription factor domain-containing protein. Bases 1 to 2385 code for a protein of 794 amino acids. Gene Ontology annotation, biological process: regulation of DNA-templated transcription; DNA-templated transcription. The transcript has 4 exons. The record is from RefSeq and is a predicted model, not a curated record. Gene Ontology annotation, molecular function: DNA-binding transcription factor activity, RNA polymerase II-specific; zinc ion binding; DNA binding. NCBI's taxonomy places the organism in Eukaryota, Fungi, Ascomycota, Eurotiomycetes, Eurotiales, Aspergillaceae.
AUGCAGCCGCAUUACUCCCGUCCGUGGACGAACCCGAACACCCAAGGCGCUCCUUAUGAGUUGCCUCCGGUGCAUUCGGUUACCUCUUCGGCGCCGUUCCAGCCAGCCCCACAGACGGGAGGCUUUCUCUCUACUCAAUCAGCAAGACCCAGUAGCGGACUGCCGAUGUCUCACAUCCUACAACAACCGCCUGCACCGACGCCUACGGCAACAUACCCUCCCUACGACUCUAGCGUUUCUCCAUCGGAAGUAGGAGUUGGCCAUCUUCAAGAUGCACCCACCAAUGGCUCUGUAAGCGCAGGCGGGUUUCUCAGGCAUGGGGGUGGCCUGGCGCAACAUCAACAGCCAUUGCAGCAGAAGAGGGCGUAUCGUCAACGAAGGAAAGACCCUAGCUGUGAUGCAUGUCGUGAGCGUAAGGUCAAGUGCGACGCCUCCGAGUCCGCUAGUUGUACGGAAUGCACCAACCGCAAGGUUCGAUGCCAAUUUACUAAAGAGACCAACAGGCGCAUGUCUUCUAUCAAACAGGUUCAAGACCUUGAGAAACAGCUCUGGUCGACCAGGCAACAACUUCAGCAAUUGCGAUCCGGAAUAAGGUCGGAUAACUUGAUGGAUCUGGACGGGGAUGGACCAGGGCAGCUUCAAAUAAACUUACCUGACCUCGGUUAUAGACCGCCGCGCCGACCAAGGGCUCCUGUUUCCCAUGAUCUCUCCAAUGCUCGGGCGAACCUCCGACACUAUGGGAGGGGAAUUUGGAAAGUUCCAACGCCUUAUCGCCAGUCGGACUCGAAAUCGCUUUUGACGGUAGACCCUCCUUCACUUCCGCCACAAGAUGUUGCCCAUCAUCUCCUUGCCCAGUACCAUGCGCAUAUCCACACCACAUUCCCCGUCAUUCACUGGCCGACGUUCAUGAAAGAAUACGAGGAGGUAUACCGUCAAGGGUCGCUUAUAGGAGUGCCUCGCGAGUGGGCCGCCGUGCUAUUUAGUAUAUUCGCGCUUGGUUCCUUGCAUACGACAGACCCAAACCGUGAAGAAGUGGGUAAAAAAUUUGUGCGAAUAUCUUGUGGAGUGAUCGAUGUUUGGCAGGAUGACUUCACUUUGGACCAGGCGCGGGCCGCCUUGUUGGCUAGCAUAUUCCUCUACGAAGUCAACUCGAAAUCAGCUAGCUGGGUAUGGAAUGGAUCCGCUGUGAAAGUCGCUCAGGAAAUAGGGCUACACCUGGAAUCAGGCCCUUGGCCUGUGCUCGAGGGCGAGAUGCGCAAGCGCGUCUGGUGGGGAAUGUAUACUUGGGAUAGGAUAAUGGCUUUGGAAAUGGGCAAACCGGUAUUGAUCAACGACCAAGAUUGCGAUAUCGAUCUUCCAUGCACUGUCGAUGAACAGUUCAUCUCAGAAGGAGGCUGUGUGCCCGAAAGCCAGCAAACAACGCCAUUAUUAGCGACAAUUCACGUUGUGCGGUCAAUCGGGCAGCUCACUCGUAUCUUACGAAGCACAGCAAUUGGCACGGCAAGUCUCCAGACCUUCGAACGGCAUUUCACCACCUGUUUAUCUAUAUUCCCCGAUCAAUACCAGCCAACCUCCGAUCAGUAUAUCGAACCUCGAUCAUUAACCCCGAUCAUCUACCUCCAAAACGCCCGCCUUAUGCUUCAUCGACACAAUAUCUCUCCUUUCUGCCCCCCUGAUGUUCGUUCCUCAGCUUUGGACUAUUGCGCCUCUGUUUGUCAGGAUACCGCACGUCUGCUCUCGCGAUGCAUGCGAACCUCACCCAUCACGGGGAACAGGGAUUGGCGUACGCUGCUUGCAAUGUCGGGGUCUGCAAUGCUGUGCGCCCAUCUCUGGCGCUGUACACUCUUACUACUGUUUCGCCAAGAGUACGACGCUGCUUUAAUAUGUGUCCAAGCCAGCUCUGCGAUGAGAGAUUCACGCAUCAUCAAUGCAGCUUGCGGGCGAAAUGUUGUGUUUUUCCUGAAAUGCCUCUUAGACCGUUUGCACCGUCCUGAUACGGGAGAGCUGGAUGGGGACGAGGAAAUGAUGGCUUACGUUUCCGGCGACAUGCAGGGGACCAACAAUGGGAGCUGGGUAUGGGAGGGCAGUGAGACCGGGUCGCAGUUAGAGAUGGCUUCUGCGCCAAACAGCGCAGCACGUCCUAGUGUUGGGGAUAGCAGGCUACCUCAAGAGCCGAAUGGCUGGGAAGGCUGGGAUUGGGUUGAACAGACAGUUCAAUAUCUUCUCUCCGAGAAGGAAAAGCGACAGCAAAAAGAAGCAGAGAAUCUAAGACCGCCGACAGAACCGUCAUACCACGGCAGCGAAUCUGCAACUGGAAGUCCUGACUCGGCACCAAAUCAGCCGAAUUCAUCACACUCGCGUAUGACGAUAGCGAGUAUCAUAUAA